AUGACUACAUUUAUAAUCAUUCAAGACUCUAAAAUAUCACGGAAAUAUGACAAAAUUCAGAUCGGUCCGAGUGUUUUGGAAUUGACCGAUUAUCUGAUCCUCGCUGCCUUGGUCGCCUUGACCACCGCUGCUCCCCAGUACAACUACAGUGGCUCUGAUGAAGACUCCAGCGAGAGUAAUGAAGUGGUGCCCAUACUGAGAGACGACCGAGUCCUUGGCAACGAUGGUAGUUACAACUUCGACGCGGAGACUGGCAACGGCAUCGUCCUGUUACGAUCUGGUUCUCCCGACGGUCCUGAUGAUUCAGUGGUCAUAUCUGGACAAUACUCCUACACUGCUCCUGACGGCACUCCCGUCGUUGUGAAGUUCGUCGCCGACGAGAACGGCUUCCAGCCCGAGUCUGACCUGCUGCCAGUGGCUCCCGCCUUCCCCCACCCAAUCCCUCAGUUCGUGCUGGACCAGAUCGCCUUCGCUGCUGAGGAGGACGCUGCCCGUGAACGUGCUGUGGCUGCUGUUUCCUCAGAGGAAGUCAGCUCCCCUGUCCGGUACUAUGACGCCCCUCAGUAA
Messenger RNA from Homarus americanus (American lobster), 567 nucleotides. RefSeq names its product cuticle protein AM1199-like. NCBI's taxonomy places the organism in Eukaryota, Metazoa, Arthropoda, Malacostraca, Decapoda, Nephropidae. Gene Ontology annotation, cellular component: chitin-based extracellular matrix. The record is from RefSeq and is a predicted model, not a curated record. Gene Ontology annotation, molecular function: structural constituent of chitin-based larval cuticle. The transcript is spliced from 3 exons. The coding region runs from base 1 to 567 and encodes 188 amino acids.